AUGGACGUGAUUGUAACAGCUGUUGGAGAGUUUAUUUGGAUCUCAGCCUGUGCAAUCAUCAAUUUCUGUCUUAGUUCCGGUGUAAGUGCAUUAGUUGUCUUCGUUUCAUUUCUCGGUGCUAUUCUUGCAUCGGCUUUCUACAAAUAUGCAAUUAGUCGAGAAACGCGGCUAUCCGAUGUCGCUCUUAUCGACAACAAUCAAUCUUUACCCUUGAAUCUAUUAUCAAUGGAAGAUUCAGAUCAAACACAAAUUUAUAUAGACGAGAACGCAAGUGACGCUUCUUACUCAAAUGAUUUUGACUUUCUUCAAAUGUGUGGACUAUCGAAUGACGAUGAAACCGUAUUUGACUCGUUAUAG
This is a messenger RNA of Adineta ricciae, 357 nucleotides long. The record is from the annotation of a GenBank genome assembly. NCBI's taxonomy places the organism in Eukaryota, Metazoa, Rotifera, Eurotatoria, Adinetida, Adinetidae.